Nezara viridula (southern green stink bug) is the source of this 633-nucleotide messenger RNA. Lineage: Eukaryota; Metazoa; Arthropoda; Insecta; Hemiptera; Pentatomidae. The record is from the annotation of a GenBank genome assembly.
AUGCAGACUCCACCCUCAGAACCACAGAGAGCAGCCGACUGCUCCCACCAAGGACACCCAGAUUCGGUGAGCAGUGGCCGGUAUCCUACACCGGGACGCUAUGCUUCUUACCCAGCCAAUCCGAUAUCGUUCUAUAGUUCGCAAUCGAUAGCUUUAGAGAAUGGAAUAAACUGUAAAAAGCUGCAGCUCACGUCGGCUACAAGGACGGCAUUGGAAAGUGGUAUUCCUCUCUCACUUCCCGUAACCGGGAAUUGGACAUCUUCCAAUCAGGUUACAGAACUGUUGUGUCAACACCCGCCUUUCAGCCAAUGGGGAGCUUUAAAUAAAUAUGAUGUUCGCGCAUCUGAGGCUAAGGAAGAAGAAAGGCGACCCAAAUUACAAGGCAGAUCGCGGGAUAUCGUGUACUUCGCUCCAGCCAGGGUGGAGCCUGCCUUAGGGAACACGCAACGUCAAGCCGAACCAGCGGAGACUGGAAGGCGAAGGGUCGGUGACCGAGGAUCGAUACCACUAGAGCCAUGUUCUCCUGCCCUUCGGGUAGCUCUCUGCCCAAAGAGCUAUCUCCCAGCAUCGGCUAAUCUCAUUAUCCAGAGCCUCUCUCUCGGCUCAUUCAUUCAUAAUCAACUCAAGUCAUAA